CUCGCCAUUGCCGCUCCCUUUGUAAUAAGGAGACUUACCACUGACCGACGACGAGGUCGCCGACACUUCCUCCUUCUCCUUCAUCUUCCCACAGGCCUCACUUUCCUCUCACCUGUAUUUUACUCUUUUGUCCCUUCCAACACUCGGACGCAUCUCCCAUCGGCGCACUGUCGCAUUUAUUGGUACCCACCGCCCUCGGAUAGGACCGCGUCUAUUCCAUUCUUCAAAGCCAGAUUCAACCCUUGAUUCCACCUUAGGUCACACGAGUCCCAACAUUACCUUCUCUGCUCCCUUCUCGACACACGCUUCACCAGCGCACCUGACGACAAGGUUUGUACCUGGCCUGGAAAAGCUGCGUCCUUUCCUGAAUCUUUGUGGGUGGAAGGAGCACUCAUGGCAAGCCCCGAUUCAAACAGCUGCGUUUGCCUGAGAAUCAUGGACAACCACGCCUAUAAGCUAUGAGAGAAGGCUUAUAACGAGAUUGGGAAACAAACAUGGAUUUCACACUCGCACUUACGCACUUCUGCGAAGCGCAUGGCCCUAAAUCAGUCCUCUGUACACAAGUCCUCCCGGUGCAAUGUUCCUUGUGUCUUCCACCGUCGCCAUCACUACGGGCCUGCUCCUCCUCCGAAUCCCUUACGACACAAGUCCACGAGACCCCCUUUGAAUCUACUCAAAAUGGCCACCCAUCGCCAAACCUCCGAAAGACUGACACCAACUUGACCUUACCAACCGACUUCUCCGGCGCUUCUACUAGCGUCGAUUCUGAGACCGAGCCGGACAGUCCCACGAUCGAAAAACAUCCAUUGUUCCGACAAAAGCGGGAAAGUAGCCUUCAGUGGCCAUAUGGAAGAGCCGAAGGCGACACCUGUGCCAGCUGUAGCUUCAGCGUGCCCAAGGCCGUGGCGGAGAAACUCCCAGUGGGCGCACCAGGUAGCAAGAUACCAAAUGGGAAGAAGGCUACCACAGCGCCAGUUCUGCGCUCGAGAGAAUUUGUCUGUCUACGGAGAAGACGAAGUAACGACCAUCACGACUCUAAACCCUCAUCGUACAGUUCUUCCUUUGCCUCCUCGCAGUCUCCGGCGCGAUCUAUUCCUCACUCGCAUUCCGACGACUGCCAUGACCAUACACUAACCUACUUGACUGCGAAAUCUCCCGACGAUCGCGAAAGCUAUGCGCAGUUGCGCGCAUCAGUUAUUCGGACUCUAUCUUGCGAGCUGCUCCCACGCGGCAUGUCGGAUGGACCUUUCUGCUUUGGCGACUCGAAUACGGGCUACACCAUUGCUUAUGUGUUCCGACUGACAGAUCCGAGGGCGCGUGGACGACGACGGGCAUAUGCCUUUGUUGCUCUCGCAGGGAAAGAUGCCAGCCGUGCAUUCCAAGCAUGUCCAAUGCUUUGGGAGGCGUUUGCUAGCAUGGCAAAAGGAAUUGAAGCCGCAGCGCAAAGACAUCAAGAAGAGCAACGACGGAAAGUAGAGGAACAAGCACAACUUGCCGACUCCAAAUCUUCAAGAAAUUAUACACCUGUGUCGUCGUUUCUGACGUCGCGUACGGUCGAUCCUGAUGGACACCCGCGGCGUGCAGGACAAGCUUCGCCACGCAGCUUAGCGGAGAUAGUCGGCGAUGAGAAUAUCUUUGCCUAUCUACAUCAAUACUUUGUUGCGAUCCUUCGAUGUCUUGGGGACCAAUUCGGAGGACUUCCACUGGCGGAAACACCUUCGGUUUAUCAGUCCGUCAGUGAUGAGUCGCCGCGAUUCUCAAAGACUUCUGCAAUGCCAACCCGAGUUCCACCAGUAUCGUUCGCGCAUCUUGAAAGUCUACGCGACGAGGACGCGACUCCAACGCCUCAUUCCCCAAAAUAUCUUGAGACCCAAUCCUGGCAAACCAAGCAGGAUGUAACAACAAAGAGUUCGACGGAUCAAGAUGAUCUUCAAGUCUCAAAGACGCGCGCCACCAAAGCUUUCAAACUCAACCCGUUGUGCGCGCCAUUGGUGGUCAGCGAGACUGCAAAGCGACAGGUCGUGGUCUAACCGAUCAAAUAAUAAACACCAACAUCACACGCAUGUACAUAUCACGGCGGUGACCCAUGCCUUUUCUCUUUGAGGUAGGGUGGGCAACCUCACAUUUUAAUGACGGGACGACCUUGAUAUCAAUUUCAUACAAAGACCGUGAAAGGGGGUGGAAGGAGGGGCGUGAAGAGGCGUUAUGGCAUGCAAUGGGGAUUGGGAACAUUGCAGCGUCAUCAAUCGAUUACAGUCCAUUGCCAUGCUUUUGUGUGGCAAAAGUGAUACCACGAUACAUCGAGGGAGUUUGCUUUGCGUCUUGUUGAGCAUUUAGACCCGACCGAGGGAAGAACAAUGUUUUCACACCUUGUGCCUUUUGGGUGGAAGGGUGGAUGAACACCUCUAGGUCGAUAUUUUGUUUCAAUUACGGAGUACUAGUACUUGGCUACCAGGUAUACUUGAAGUACUGGCCUUGCCAGCAAGCUGACAAAGGUAGUUCUUAUAUACCUAGGUAGUUGGUGAAGUAGCAAUGAUGAAUGAAUAGAAGUGGUUGUCUUGAUAUGAUCUUGAAAAGAAAUGUAUUCUCUAGGUAGUCUAGUGAAUCGGAUUGAAAAGAGA
Exophiala oligosperma is the source of this 2621-nucleotide messenger RNA. RefSeq lists its product as uncharacterized. The transcript has 2 exons. NCBI's taxonomy places the organism in Eukaryota, Fungi, Ascomycota, Eurotiomycetes, Chaetothyriales, Herpotrichiellaceae. The coding region runs from base 495 to 2030 and encodes 511 amino acids. The record is from RefSeq and is a predicted model, not a curated record. Gene Ontology annotation, biological process: positive regulation of TORC1 signaling; positive regulation of GTPase activity. Gene Ontology annotation, molecular function: GTPase activator activity. Gene Ontology annotation, cellular component: cytosol.